Olea europaea var. sylvestris is the source of this 1201-nucleotide messenger RNA. Its product is annotated as ankyrin repeat-containing protein NPR4-like. The coding region runs from base 64 to 1086 and encodes 340 amino acids. The transcript is spliced from 2 exons. NCBI's taxonomy places the organism in Eukaryota, Viridiplantae, Streptophyta, Magnoliopsida, Lamiales, Oleaceae. The record is from RefSeq and is a predicted model, not a curated record.
UUUGUGUUCCACAUUAAUUUUGCUUAGAUAUUUUUAGAUUUCAGAAGGAUAUACUCACUUCAAAUGAGGAUAAAAGCUAGUGAGUUGGCAAACCGGCUGUGGGAACAGAUUCCGAAAUUAUCGUACUCCAAUAUCACAAAACUAGUUAAAGAGACUCGAAUAUUUCAUGAUGCUGCAAAAAUAGGGAAUGUUGAGCUUCUGACUCUCCUUACUCACUCAUAUCCUGAUCUUAUAUGGGAAGUCAACAAAGAGAAACACUCCAUAUUUCAUAUUGCAGUUAUUAACCGACAAGAAAAAGUGUUCAAUCUCAUCUACCAAAUAGGAGCUAAUAAGGAUUUAAUUACACUCCUUGACGAUAGUAAAAAGAACAACAUUCUGCAUUUGGCCGGGGAAAUAGCACCUCCAAGCAGACUUAAUAUUGUAUCUGGUGCAGCUCUUCAAAUGCAGAGAGAGCUACUAUGGUUUAAGGAGGUGGAGAAGAUUGUAUCACAUCCAUUACUUGAUAUGAAAAACAAAGAUGGCAAAACACCAAGGGAGUUAUUUUCCAAGAAACACAAGCAGUUAAGGAAAGAUGGUGAGAAGUGGAUGAAGGAUACAUCAUCUUCUUGCAUGGUCGUGGCAACUCUAAUUGCCACCGUCGCGUUUGCUGCAGCCUUUACUGUACCAGGUGGCAAUAAUGAAAUACGCACUCCAGUAUUCUUGAAGAACAUAUGGUUCACAGUUUUUGUUAUAUCUGAUUCGGUGGCAAUGUUCAGCUCGGCAACUUCCAUAAUGAUGUUCUUAUCUAUCUUAACUUCACGCUAUACAGAAGAUGAUUUUCUAUUUUCAUUAUCGGCAAAGUUGAUGGUUGGACUGAUUUCACUCUUUGCUUCAAUUGUUUGCCUGGUCUUAACAUUUAGUGCAACCUUCUUUUUGGUCUACAACGAGGAAAAGCAUGGGCAGUUGCCAAGACUUGUUGCUACUCUUGCUUGGCUUCCAAUCACUAUUUAUGCAGUGCUAAAUCAUAAGUUAGGGAUUGCUCUAAUCCACUCGACUUGCUGGCCUGCUGUGCUUAUGUUUCGACGAGGCAAGCACAGGCUCUACUAAUAAAAUGAGCUACUGUACCUUUAUUUUUGUUUUUAUUUUUACGAAAAAAGUGGGUCGUGCUUUCAAGUGCAACACAAGUUGAAAAGGUUUCUAUUUCUUAUUUCCAUGGUUCAAU